This is a messenger RNA of Catharus ustulatus (Swainson's thrush), 798 nucleotides long. It is a transcript of the gene CALML4, whose product is annotated as calmodulin like 4. The transcript has 5 exons. Gene Ontology annotation, molecular function: calcium ion binding. The record is from RefSeq and is a predicted model, not a curated record. The coding region runs from base 158 to 619 and encodes 153 amino acids. Lineage: Eukaryota; Metazoa; Chordata; Aves; Passeriformes; Turdidae. Gene Ontology annotation, cellular component: myosin II complex.
GCGGCCGCCGUAGCCAUGGCAGCGGGUAUUUAUUACAUUUAAUUACCUUUAAUUACAUUUCCAGCCGCCGCCGCUCCGGACUUUAACCCGAGCUCGGAGCGGCAGCGGCGCCUCCGCUCCUGCCCGGACCCGAAACCCCCCGGAUCUCCCCCAAAAAAUGGCGAAGUUUCUAUCCCAGGAUCAAAUUAAUGAGUUCAAGGAAUGCUUUUCCCUGUACGACAAGAAGCAGAAGGGGAAGAUUUCUGCCGCGGACCUGCUGGUGGUGAUGCGGUGCCUGGGGGCGAGCCCCACGCCCGGAGAGGUGCAGAGACACCUGCAGCUGCACAGGAUCGACAGGAACGCUGAGCUGGACUUCUCCACCUUCCUGAACAUCAUGUACCGGCAGAUGAAGCAGGAGGAGCCCGAGAGGGAGAUCCUGAGAGCCCUGGCCAUGCUGGACAGGAACAAGAGGGGGGUGAUCCCUGUGCCCGAGCUGCGUGCCAAGCUCACCCUGCUGGGGGAGAAACUGUCCGAGGAGGAAGUGGAUGAUCUGCUGAAGGAAGCCAAGGUUGGGCCCCAAGGAACCAUCAAAUACGAGGAAUUUGUUCACCUGCUCUGCCUCCCUUCAGUUGAUUACUGACCCCACGGUGAGAGACAAAACCUCAAAGUUUUUAUUUCUGUUUUCCCUCUCUGAUCAGAGCCAGGAACCAUCAGCUGCCUUUCCAAACCUGAUUUUGCCUUCAUUUAUUGCUGGCACUCCCCCUGAUUGCUGGGGAAAGAUGUGAGCUGGUACUGAAAUAAACUGAGUGUGGCAAUGUG